GCAAUUUGGGCAUCUGAUGGUAAUGGGGUUAUAUUCUGUGGCCGAGAUCAUGAACCCUACAGAUUGGGCUUAAAAUAUUGUCAUAAUAGAAAGUAAGAACUUAAAAAAAUAUGAGUGAAAUAAAUAUUUUUGGCUUCCUAAAAAAUCUAACCACAUUUAUUGUUUUCUAGGAGUGGCAUUUACUACUUAUCUCUGGAUGGAAAAUCUUGCGGUUCGUGUAUAAACGUCAUAUUUAUUGAACACUUUGAAAUUAUAACGAAUAAUACGCAUGAAAUAACGUAAUAUUGACAAUAUAUCAUGGGGAUUUUAAACCAGAAACGCGAUGGAAUGAUGCAUUAAGAUAGGGAUAAAUUACCAGGGUAUAAAAAUAUAAAUUGACCAAAAAAACGUGUUAAAAAACGAAUUGCUAUCCGAGCUUUUUCCACAAAUUUUGGGGUGUUUUAUACGCUGAUAAAUAAACAGUUUUUAAGUGCGACUACGCACGUAAAAACGCAGAAGUUGUUACAGGUCUGCAAACAAGUUAUUACCAAUCUAUGUUCACAAGCUGUUGACAAGUUGUGUUCGCAAUGCUUGUUCCCAGUUGUUGUAGCAAGUUUGGAACAAGCUGUUAACAACUUGUAACAAUCUUGAUGAGACAAGGUUGUUACAAGUUGUUCCAAACUUGUUGACAACUUGGGACAAGCAGUGCGAACACAACUUGUUGACGGCUUGUUGGCAGACUUGUUACAAGGUGGGAGAUUUUUACGCGUGUACUUCUCAAACAGACUUGUUUUUAAAGAGAAAUUCAAGACGAUAGUUAGGUUAGUUUAUGGGCGUUGAUCAAGACAAAUUUGUAUAUGUGAAUUGAACACCUCAUUAAACAUUGAUUUUUUACGAACUUUCUUCAUGAAUUAUAUUAAUGAGUUUUAGAUUUAUAUAUUAUUAUAUUUUCUUCUUUUUGUAGAAAUGUUGAGUGAUGGAACGGAAUCAGUUAGCUUUCCCAGAUUAUCACCAGAUGGAAACAAACUUGUAUGCCACUGUAUUAAAAUAAAAUCUUUAGAUGUUAUUACAUCGUGA
Molecule: messenger RNA, 1056 nt
Organism: Paramuricea clavata
Lineage: Eukaryota; Metazoa; Cnidaria; Anthozoa; Malacalcyonacea; Plexauridae
Source: the annotation of a GenBank genome assembly